GGAGAGCGAGAAGAAAUGGAAGUAGGAGAAGGUUGGGAUAGGGAGGAGGAACGGGAGGAAGAGGAGGGACAAAGGAGUAUCAGGGAAAGGAGAAGGAACCACGAGGAUCUCCCAUUCCCAAACCUUGUCUGGAUGGAGAAAGAGGCUGUGAGGAAGAGGAAGAUGCCCCAGGACACCCAGGCAGACAAGGAGCUGAGGAUGGAGACCAGGGAGGACAAAUCCCCACGGCAGAACCUCAUGGAAGAGGCCAUUUUGAGCAGCUCCAUGGCACAGGAAUCCAACAGGGAGGAAAAUCCCCAGAGAUCCCACAGGAGGAGGGGCUCCAAACCCAUCCCAGGGUGCUCUGAGGAGGAGAGACCCACCCUGUGCAGGGAAGGCGGGCGGAGAUCCAGCCGGGGCUCUGAGCUGGUGGUCCAUGAGCAGCUUCAGGAUGGGGAGAAGCCCUACAAGUGCUUGGAGUGUGGGAAGAGCUUCAGCCGGAGCAACCGCCUGAUCUGCCACCAGAUGAUCCACACUGGGGAAUGGGCCUACGAGUGUGGGGAAUGUGGGAAGGGCUUCAGUUUCAACUCCCAACUCAUCAUCCACGAACGCAUCCACACUGGGGAGAGGCCCUAUGAGUGUCCUGAGUGUGGGAAGAGGUUUCAGAGCAGCUCCAAUCUCCUCAGGCACCAGCAGAUUCACACGGAUGAGAGGCCCUUCUACUGCCCCGACUGUGGGGAGGGCUUCAAUCGAAACUCCAACCUCAUCAGGCACCGACGCAUCCACACUGGGGAGAGGCCCUAUGAGUGUCCUGAGUGUGGGAAGAGGGGCUUCAAGGACAACUCCACCCUCGUCACCCACCGGCGCAUCCACACUGGGGAGAGACCCUACGAGUGUGGGGAAUGUGGGAUGACCUUCAGCCGGAGGUCCAAACUGACCAUCCACCAGAUGAUCCACACUGGGGAGAGGCCCUACGAGUGUCCCAAGUGUGGGAAGAGGUUUCAGAGCAGCUCCAUUCUCCUCAGGCACCAGCGGAUUCACACGGAUGAGAGGCCCUUCCGCUGCCCUGACUGUGGGGAGGGCUUCAAGUACAACUCCACCCUCAUCACCCACCGGCACAUCCACACUGGGGAGAGGCCCUACGAGUGUGGGCAAUGUGGGAAGGGCUUCAGCUGCAGCUCCCAACUCAUCAUCCACCAGCGCAUCCACACUGGGGAGAGGCCCUAUGAGUGUUCUGAGUGUGGGAAGAGAUUUCAGAGGAGCUCCACUCUCCUUGUACACCAGCAGAUUCACACGGAUGAGAGGCCCUUCCGCUGCCCUGACUGUGGGGAGGGCUUCAAGUACAACUCCACCCUCAUCACCCACCGGCGCAUCCACACUGGGGAGAGGCCCUAUGAGUGUGAGGAAUGUGGGAAGGGGUUCAGCCAAAGCUCCAGCCUUAGUACCCACAAACGCAUUCAUACUGGAGAGAGGCCCUACGAGUGUCCCCAGUGUGGGAAGAGCUUCAGAAACAGCUCUAACUUGACCAUCCACCAGAGGACCCACACUGGGGAACGUCUCUAUGAGUGUGAGGAAUGUGGGAUGACCUUCAGUCGGAGGUCCCAGCUGAUCCACACUGGGGAGAGGCCCUAUGAGUGUCCUGAGUGCAGGAAGAGGUUUCAGACCAGCUCCACUCUCCUCGUGCACCAGCGGAUUCACACGGAUGAGAGGCCCUUCCGCUGCCCUGACUGCAGGAAGGGCUUCAAGUACAACUCCACCCUUGUCAGGCACCGGCGCAUCCACACUGGGGAGAGGCCCUAUGAGUGUCCCCAGUGUGGGAAGAGCUUCUCCAGGAGCUCUACCUUGACCAGACACCAACAGAGGCACCACUAAGGGAAGCCCUGUGAGUGCCCCAAGUGCAAGAAGAGCUUUGUGCACUGCCCCAGCUCCAUCCCCCACCAGAGGAUGCGCAUUGGGCAGAGCCCUGAUGACCCACGUUCCCAGUGAUCUGUGUUGGGAAGACACCUGGGCUGGUGGGCAUUUUAUUUUGGUUCUAUCUUUUGAUUCAUCUUCAUCCCUUUAAAACAGAUAAAAUUGGAAUAAAAGUCUACAAAUUCAUCAAAGGCAUCUAAAACCUCACAUUUACCGGUGCUUCAGGGGAAUCUGGGAUUCAGGGAGCGUCGCUGUUGGACACGAAAUAAGUCACACGGACACAGCUCAAGAGAUGACGAAGAAGAAGUGAACUUUAUUUCUUCUCUCACAAUUUAUAGCUUUCUGACCAUGGCCAGGGAUUGGGUAGUCAGGAUAGCCCCUUUCUAACCACACUGGCCGUAAGACAUGUCCAUCAAGAGACAUCUAACAGAAGGAAUGCACAAGUAUCUAUGUUCAUAGUUUCUAUCCUGGGAAAAUUCUUUAGAAACUAUGUCAACAAGCUCCGAAGCUGAGUUUUCAGGGCGACAAGGGAUGUACAUGGGAGGGUUUUGGAGGCAUUUGGUGUAGUUGUCUCCAUUUCUUGGCACUCAAGGAGAUGAGAGAGUUCGAUCUAUCACCUUGAAACCACUCAGUGCCAUUGAAAUCUACUCAAUCCCACACCAAAAUUACUGCAUUCCACAGCCCCUCAGCAUGUGAUGCCUUAAGUUUUAGCUUUCCUAUUUUUCAUAUUCUGCACUGCCUAGGUUUGUAGUUUUGAACUUCCUAUUAAGUGUUAGUGAGCUCUCUUCACAGAGUAGGUAGACAAAACAAUUCCUUUUCUAGCUUGAUACCAAGGGCAGUCAU
Messenger RNA from Cyanistes caeruleus (blue tit), 2733 nucleotides. Lineage: Eukaryota; Metazoa; Chordata; Aves; Passeriformes; Paridae. The record is from RefSeq and is a predicted model, not a curated record.